This is a messenger RNA of Silurus meridionalis, 1146 nucleotides long. RefSeq names its product CD209 antigen-like. Lineage: Eukaryota; Metazoa; Chordata; Actinopteri; Siluriformes; Siluridae. Gene Ontology annotation, molecular function: signaling receptor activity. Bases 237 to 977 code for a protein of 246 amino acids. The transcript has 6 exons. The record is from RefSeq and is a predicted model, not a curated record.
AAGUUUCUUGCUUUUAUUUCACAGGGAGUUAUUUCUUGUCAUUGUGAUCUUUUAUCUGUUAACUUCUUGUUCUGUAAAUCAAAGAAUCCAUCUAGCAUCUGUCUGGUAUCUUCAGAAAAGCAGAAGGGAACGGAAACAGGGCAAGGAGGCACAGCAACAUCCUCAGCAGGAAAGGGAGGAACAGCAACAUCAACACUGGACUACAUUUUUCAGAACCACUGCUGUAAUGGGUGGACAUGGUGGUGCAUAUCUAUGAUAGUUUAGAUGCUUUGGGUCAAGACCCCAACAGAGAGAAGGAAGAUGCUGAUGCAGGAAGAGAGAAGGCAGAGAGACGCCUACAAGCACAACAUAGAGGAGGAGACACUGCAUGGGGCAGGUGUAACAGACUGACUGCAGUGUGUGUGGUGCUGCUGUGUGUCCUCCUGUUUGUGGUCUCCACUGUGCUGUGGAUCAAAUUCAACAACCUAAAAGCAGAGAGAGACCAAUUACAGACCAGUUACAACACCCUAACUAAAGAGAGAGACCAGUUACAGACCAGUUACAACACCCUAACUAAAGAGAGAGACCAGUUACAGAAAGAGAGAGAUUUUAAUAAAUGGAAGUGGAUCAGCUACAGCUCCAGUUUUUACUACGUCUCUAAUGAUUAUAAGAGCUGGGAGGAGAGCAGACAGAACUGCAGGGACAAGGGAGCAGAUCUGAUGAUCAUCAACAGCAGAGAGGAACAGGAGUUCAUCAGUAAACACAUCAGCAGUAUCAGUGGGGUUUGGAUUGGUCUGAGUGACAGAGAUAAAGAGGGAGAGUGGAAAUGGGUGGACGCUUCACCACUGACCUUCAAGGACUGGGGUCAGUGGGAACCGGGUGGUAAAGAGAAAGAGAAUUGUGGUGAAAUUUACAAAUCUUCAAACAGCAUCAUCUGGAAUGACAAUAACUGCUCUAAAAAACUAAACUGUAUCUGUGAGAAAAAUGUUUCUUCCUGAAGUGAAAAUCACUUUUACACAACUUGAGCUGAUUAUAUUCAGUAUAAAGACAAUAUUUGGAUGUGAAUUGUGUCUCAGUGUCUGUUCUUGUUUUGUCAGAGUGCACAGAAACUGUUCAUGUCUUUUACUGUAUCUCAUACUGUUACAUUCCCACUGUGGUGAAACCUAA